Molecule: messenger RNA, 1446 nt
Organism: Lachancea meyersii CBS 8951
Lineage: Eukaryota; Fungi; Ascomycota; Saccharomycetes; Saccharomycetales; Saccharomycetaceae
Source: the annotation of a GenBank genome assembly
AUGAGUAAACGAUCAGCUAGUCCAAGUGGGACGCCGACCAAAAGGGCCAAAAAGCAUCUCGUUUCGACAAUUCACAAGCACUACAAGACAAUCAACAAUCAAGAUGACUACAAGCACAUGUACAUUGCAGUUGAACCCUUGGACGUUUUCUGUUGGGGAACUGGUUCUAUGUGCGAGCUGGGUUUGGGACCCUCUGCCAAAAAUAAAGAGGUGAAAAGACCUCGAUUGAAUCCUUAUUUGGGAAAAAACCAAUCCAAGAUCGUGUCGUUUGCAGUCGGAGGUAUGCACGUUUUGGCUUUGGGUCAAGAUAAUAGUGUGUGGUCGUGGGGAACCAACGACUCUGGUGCUUUGGGUCGUGACACUUCUGGUGCCAACGUUCAAUUGAAGGACAUGGACGCCAAUAACAGCAGUGAUGACGAAGACGGAGAUUUGAACGACCAGGAAAGCACGCCCAUGAAGCUCGACGAGAAUUCCUUGCCAUUGAAAGACCAAAAAGUAGUGCAAUUAGCGGCUGCUGACAAUUUCAGCGCCGUUUUGAUGGAUAGCGGAGACGUUUACGCUUGGGGUACUUUUAGGUGCAACGAGGGUAUUUUAGGCUUCUAUAAAGACACAAUAAACUUGCAGAAAACACCCUGGAAAGUACCCAAAUUCUCCAACUCCAAGAUCGUUCAAAUGGCUGCCGGAAAAGACCAUGUCCUCUUUCUAGAUGAGGCGGGGAUUGUCUAUGCAUGGGGUAACGGCCAGCAGUAUCAACUGGGUAGAAGGAUUUUGGAACGUUCUCGUUUAAGAACUCUAGACCCUAGAGCAUUCGGCCUCGACAAUAUCAAGUACAUUGCGUCAGGUGAGAACCAUUCAUUUGCCCUCAACAAUGACGGAAAGCUGUACAGUUGGGGAUUGAACCAAUUCGGUCAAUGUGGUGUUACCGAACAGGUUGAAGACGGUGCGCUGGUAACAGUUCCUACCGAGGUUCUUCUACCAGAGGGCACUAAAGUGAAAAUGGUUGCCGCUGGAGAGCACCACUCUCUUGUCUUGUCAGAAGAAGGUGAACUAUUUACCUUUGGGAGAUUCGAUAUGUUUGAGAUUGGUAUUGCCAAAGACAAGCUACCCGAACAGACGUACAUUGAUGUUCAUAACAAACCUCGUGCCGUCCCUGUUCCAACAAAAUUGUUGGAUGUUCCACGCUUCAAAAACGUGGCCGCUGGUUCUCAUCACUCGCUGGCUGUCUCUGAAGAUGGCGUUGUAUUCUCUUGGGGAUUUGGAGAAACAUACGCCGUGGGAUUAGGUCCCUCUGGGGACGAUAUAGAAGUUCCAACAAGAAUCAAGAACACGGCAACUCAGGAUCAUAAUGUCAUGUUUGUCGGAGGUGGCGGCCAGUUUUCAGUGUCAGGCGGUAAAAAGUUGAGCGAGGAAGAAGCCGAAAAACGGGCCGACAAAUACGGCGACUGA